AGUUGCAAAGACCAGUUUUUUAUAGCGGGAAAAUUCCCCAGAAUUGUCAUAACCUAAGAGGUGGAUCAUCUCAGAGAGAAUCAUCAUUCUCAAGCUUCUUGCUUGAUUCCAGAAAACUAAGGAAGCGUUUGUUUGCGAUGGAGAGUGUGAAGAAGAAGAAGAUGAAGAGAGGAGACAUGGUGUGGGUCAGAUUCCCCUUCUGCCCUCGCAAAUGGCUUCCCGCGUUGGUUCUUUCUUCCGACAACCUUGGCCUCAAUGUCACCUGUUCCUUCUCCUACACCAAAAAAGACACCGUUUUCCCCUCCUCCUACGUCUCCCACUCCGAGAUUCUCCCCUUCGAGGAAGCGUUCCCCUUUAUCGCUAAGCGCGACGAAGUUGAUUUGCCGCUGCUUCAUUCCGCGCUACGCUUCUUCGGCCGGAGAAUCAUUUCCGGGCUGCGUUGUCGGUGUCUGACGGGCCUUGAUGGGCCGGACUGUUCUUCCGGGUUUGAUCCGACUGAGGUUUUGGGCUUUGUUUUGGACGCCGCCGUUUCGCCGUCGGUCGAACUCCCAUCUUUCGCACGUGCUGUUAGAGUCGUUGCUCAGGUUCACGCUUAUCGGAGCUGUUGUUCUUUAAAGCACAAGAAACUUUACAAAGAAACUAAAAUCGCAGGUGAUAAAUUGAAGCUGAUUCCAAGUUCAAUUUUGGGUCAGAAGAGGCAUUUAGUUACUCAAGAAUCUGUUGCUUUGGAAUCCCUGGUAAAAUGUCAGAUCGUAUCCAAAAACCAACAGUCAAAGAAAGUUCUUGGUGCUAUGAAGAGAUUGAUCUCAACGGUUCCAGUUUGGGAAGUAAAGUCUGCACAGUUGUUUUUUAAUAGACAUCCGAUUAUUUCAGAGAGUUUUAUAGACUGUCCUUCUUUAGAGCCACUUUACAUGCUGCUAGAAAGACUAAAAUCUUCAAGGCAGAGCCUUCUGGGAUUCAAAAAGAUAUCAGACCGGGGCUUAGUUGAUAUCUCCUUUGAAAACAUUGAUACUAUGAGUAAAACUCACAUCUUAGUUCCUUCCAAUUUUAUGAUUCAUUUGAGAAACUAUAUUGAUGAAAGAGAAGACAAUGGCCAGGAGCUUUGCUGGAGAUUGCCUGACAAAGACAUCAUUGUAUACCUUAACAGGAAAAGAAGGCGACUAGAUAAAUCAGCUUCAUGUCAUGUUUUGCCUCAAACUAGUGGAGUUCAAGAAAGUGAAAGGGAUGCAUACAUUCUAAAACAUACCAGACCACGGAUCUCAGACAUUAAGAUGCCUGAACCAGAAGGAAGUAUCCAGAAAGGCAUUCAGGCCUCAACGUACGUUUGUGAAACAAAUGUGAACUUCACUGACAAGGCUCGGAAAGUGGAUUCUACAAGAAGUCAAAACUGUGAAUCAUUGUCUAACUUGGCGUUUGACUUCCAUUCUGAUAAUUGUGAGGUUGAUGCUGGUGCAGCAAAAGGUAAAGGUAUUCUAGGAUCUGACUCAUCUCUUUACCAAGAAAGUCUGCAAAUGAGUUGCAAUAGUGUUACAACGACUCCCAGUUCAGAAAAGUCUGAAGGAACGGAAUUAUUUUCUGAGGGUUGUUUGGUAGAGGGUAAGGAUCGCUUCCAAGGUGUUGCUUCUUCGAAAUUCAAUUCAAAAGCUGGACAGUUAUCAAGAACGCAUGUCCCCUCUUGUUGUAAAUCCCUUCACAUGAAGUUCCCCAAGAAUUUCAACCUUCCAUCCAAGGAAGAGUUACUAAAAAAGUUUAGUGUAGUUGGUUCGGUAGAUUCCUCUAAAACGAGAGUCUUUUUCUACUGUGGCUCGGCUGAGGUGUGCUUUUUACAAGAAGGUGUUGCAGUUGCUGCAUAUAAAUAUGCCAAAAGGAAGGCCUUGUUUGGUACGGCUAAAGUCCAGUUUUGGCUUGACCCUUUUGAGCCCAAAAGAAGAGGGUUCCAGCGUUCUGCUCACGUGCCCUUACUGAAAUCAUGUCUGAAAAAAUCCAAUACAUUGAGAAAGGAAAGCCGAAAGAAAGAACGCAGAGUAAGAUUUGAGUGUUGUGCUCAUGUGCCCCCAUUAGCUAGUAAACAAACAGGACCACCACUGAAAUCAUGUCUGAAAAAUUCCAGUACCUUAGGCAAGGAUAGCAGAAAGAAACAACGCAGAGUAAGAUUCACAAUAGUUACUUAGUUGACAUGAAUUUACUGAAUGAAGAAUGUCAUAACGUAUUUAACUA
Messenger RNA from Vigna angularis (adzuki bean), 2217 nucleotides. RefSeq lists its product as uncharacterized. Lineage: Eukaryota; Viridiplantae; Streptophyta; Magnoliopsida; Fabales; Fabaceae. The transcript is spliced from 2 exons. The coding region runs from base 138 to 2171 and encodes 677 amino acids. The record is from RefSeq and is a predicted model, not a curated record.